Molecule: messenger RNA, 4404 nt
Organism: Dichotomopilus funicola
Lineage: Eukaryota; Fungi; Ascomycota; Sordariomycetes; Sordariales; Chaetomiaceae
Product: CPSF A subunit region-domain-containing protein
Exons: 5
Coding region: 1-4404 (1467 amino acids)
Cellular component (GO): nucleus; mRNA cleavage and polyadenylation specificity factor complex
Molecular function (GO): nucleic acid binding; protein binding
Source: RefSeq, a predicted model, not a curated record
AUGCAGUGCUAUACAGAGCUGACGCCGCCUACGGCAGUCACGCAUUCGGCAACACUGCAUUUCAUCCCCGGACAAGGCACCAACCUCGUUGUCGCCAAGUCUUCCUUUCUUCAGAUCUUCAGGACAAAGCUCGUCGCAGUCGAGACCGACACAUUAUCGCAAGGUACCGGACAGAAAGCCCGUAAUGCGGCCCGAUACGAAAGCCGAGUAGCCAACGAUGACGACGGCCUCGAAGCAUCCUUCCUCGGCGGUGAUAGUCUCGCUGCGCGGACCGACCGCACCAACAACACGAGGCUCGUCCUCGCUUCAGAGAUUCCGCUCGCCGGCACGGUAACAGGAUUGGCAAGGAUCAAGACUCCAAAUGCGCGCCACGGAUGCGACUCGCUCCUGAUCGCGUUCAAGGACGCCAAGCUCAGUCUCGUCGAAUGGGACGCAGAGCGGCACACACUUUCGACGGUAUCGAUCCAUUACUAUGAGCAGGAAGAGCUUCAAGGGAGCCCCUGGGCUGCACCAUUGAGCCACUAUGCCAACUUUCUGGCGGCGGACCCUGGAAGUAGAUGCGCGGCGCUCAAGUUUGGGGCUAGGAACUUGGCCAUCCUGCCCUUUAGGCAGGCCGACGAGGACAUUGACAUGGACGAUUGGGAUGAGGGGCUCGACGGUCCGCGGCCGGCUAAGGGCCCGUCGAGCGCCGUCAUAAAUGGAGCUAGCAACAUAGAAGACACACCAUAUUCACCGUCAUUUGUCCUCCGACUCUCCAAUCUUGACCCAAGCCUGCUCCAUCCUGUGCACCUAGCCUUCCUGCACGAGUACCGAGAGCCCACCUUUGGCAUUCUCGCCUCUACCGUCAGUGCCUCAAACUCGCUCGGCCGCAAGGACCACUACGUCUACAUGGUCUUCACACUCGACCUCCAGCAAAAAGCAUCCACUACCAUCCUGUCAGUUAGCGGGCUGCCUCAGGACCUUUUCCGGGUAGUACCUCUACCGGCCCCCGUGGGCGGAGCCCUACUCGUGGGCGCCAACGAGCUAGUUCACAUCGACCAGUCGGGCAAGCCCAACGGCGUAGCUGUCAACCCCAUGGCCAAGCAGUGCACCUCCUUCAGCCUCGUUGAUCAAUCUCAUCUUAACCUGCGCCUCGAAGGCUGCGCUAUCGACGUUCUGACAGCCGAUCUCGGCGAGCUUCUCAUCAUCCUCAACGACGGCCAGAUGGCGGCGGUCACCUUCCGAAUCGACGGCCGCACGGUAUCUGGGUUACAGCUCAAAGUACUACCCGCGUCCUCCGGGGGUUCCAUCGUGCCCGGUCGGGUGUCGACCGUCUCGCGGAUUGGUCGAAAUGCCAUGUUUGCCGGGCUGGAGGAGGGCGACUCUCUUCUUUUUGGUUGGGGUAAGAAGCAGGCCCAAGGUGGGCGGCGAAAAGGGAGAGCGAAGGAUAUUUCUUUAGACCCUGGGGUUGGCGACGGGGAUCUUGCGGAGGAAGACGAGGAGGACGAGGACGAUUUGUAUGGCGAAGAGUCCAGUCCUCGACAUCAGCCUUUGUCUGCGGUGAACAGCCUCCUGAGCGGAGACGUCAGCUUCCGGAUCCACGAUCGCCUCAUCAACGUCGGUCCCGUUCAGGCGCUGACAUACAGCCAACCCGCUUGGCUCGCGGGGAGCGAAGAAGAGCGAAAUUCGUCCGGCGUCCACAGCGACUUGCAGUUAGUUGCCGCCGUUGGUCGAGAUAAGUCGGCCUGUCUCGCAACCAUGAGUUUGGCGAUCCAGCCUAAAGUCAUUGGGCGAUUCGACUUUCCCGAGGCACGCGGCUUCUGGACCAUGUUCGUUAAGAAGCCGGUUCCCAAAUCACUGCAGGGUGACAAAGGGGGGAAUUCGCUAGGGAAAGACUACGACAUGCCUGACCAGUACGACAAAUUCAUGAUUGUCGGAAAGGUAGACCUGGACGGGUACGAGAAGUCAGAUGUGUAUGCCUUGACCGCAGCCGGAUUUGAGAGUCUUGGUGGCACUGAGUUUGAUCCCGCAGCCGGCAUUACUAUUGAGGCGGGAACCAUGGGGAAAAGCAGCAGGAUCAUUCAGAUUCUCAAGUCUGAAGUCCGAUGCUAUGACGGAGAUUUUGGUCUCAGUCAAAUUGUUCCAAUGCUCGAUGAAGAGACCGGGGCGGAGCCUCGAGCCAUCGCGGCAAGCAUUGCAGACCCAUUCCUCCUUAUUAUCCGGGAUGAUACUAGUGCUUUCAUUGCCCAAAUCGACAACAACAACGAGCUCGAGGAGCUCGAAAAAGAGGACCAAAACCUCGUCACGACCAAAUGGCUCACCGGCUGCUUAUAUGCAGACACCACUGGCGCCUUUUCCGAAGAAACUGCUACCAAGGGGCCGAAACCAACGCAUAGCAUUCUUAUGUUUCUGCUAAGUGCAAGCGGUGCACUUUAUAUAUAUCGACUCCCUGACUUAUCAAAGCCAAUUUAUGUUGCCCAAGGGCUGUCGUACAUCCCGCCAGGCCUCUCCGCCGACUACGCCGCGAGAAAAGGGACGGCAAAGGAGACGAUUGCUGAGAUUAUCGUAGCUGAGCUGGGAGACACGACCCAUAAAUCUCCAUACCUAAUCCUUCGUCAUGCCAACGAUGACUUGACCCUUUACCAGCCCUUCCGCUACAAGGCAGGGCCAGAUUCGGAGUUUUCCAAGACGUUGUUCUUUCAAAAGCUCCCCAAUGCGGCAUUUGCCAAAAGCCCUGAGGAAGCGGAUGAGGACGAGGCCACACACCAGCCCCGGUUCCUCUCCAUGCGGAGGUGCAAUAACGUUGGAGGGUACAGCACCGUGUUUCUUCCAGGGGCGUCCCCUAGCUUCAUCAUUAAGUCAUCGAAGUCGUCCCCGAGGGUGUUGCCGUUGCAGGGAACAGGCGUGAUCGCGAUGAGUCCUUUCCACACCGAGGGGUGUGACCACGGCUUCAUUUACGCAGAUUCUCACCAUGUCGCUCGGGUUACCCAGCUGCCGCAAGACGUUAGCUAUGCGGAGACCGGAUUGGCGGUCAAGAAGAUAUCCAUCGGAGAAGAUGUUGCGGCCGUGGCGUAUCACUCACCGACACAGAGCUACGUUGUGGGUUGCAACGGCGCCGAAGAAUUCGAGCUGCCAAAGGACGAUGACUAUCACAAAGAAUGGGCGCGGGAAGCCCUCUCUUUUAAGCCCACUGUCGACCGUGGAACUCUCAGGCUCAUAAGCCCUAUCACUUGGACCGCUGUCGACUCGGUCCAAAUGGAGCCCUGCGAAAGCAUCCUCUGCGUGGAGAGCCUCAAUCUAGAAGUUUCCGAGUUCACCAACGAGAGGAAACAACUCAUCGCUGUUGGCACCGCACUCACUAAGGGCGAAGACCUGCCAACUCGCGGCCGGGUCUACGUGUAUGACAUCGCGGACGUCAUUCCCGAGCCCGGUCGCCCAGAGACCAGCAAGAAGCUAAAACUAGUAGCCAAAGAAGACAUCCCGCGAGGCGCAGUCACGGCCUUGUCUGAGAUUGGCACACAAGGCCUAAUGCUAGUUGCGCAAGGUCAAAAGUGCAUGGUGCGUGGUCUCAAGGAAGAUGGCACCCUUCUUCCCGUGGCAUUCAUGGAUAUGAAUUGCUACGUGACCGCGGCGAAGGAGCUGCCAAAGACCGGGCUGUGUCUAAUGGCGGACGCGUUCAAGGGCGUGUGGUUUACUGGGUACACGGAGGAGCCGUACAAGAUGAUCUUGUUCGGCAAGAGCUCAACCAGGUUGGAAGUGCUGAACGCGGAUUUUCUGCCUGACGGAAAGGAGCUUUUCAUUGUAGCCGCUGAUGCUGAAGGCCACAUGCACAUCCUACAGUUCGAUCCCGAGCACCCAAAAUCCCUACAAGGCCACCUUCUCUUACACCGUGUCACCUUCAACACUGGCGCCCACCACCCAACCCGAUCCCUCCUCCUCCCAGCUUCCACGCCAGCCGAUAAGGAGCGCGACCGCGCCCUAGCAACCAAGGCCAAAUCGAAACCCAACGGCCAUACCAAUGGUACCAACCCGGCCGAUGACGGCGAAGACGCCGAACCAGCCACCCAGCGCCCGCACCUUCUCCUCCUCGCGUCUCCCACAGGCGCAUUCGCCGCCCUACGCCCCCUCUCCGAGUCAGCCUACCGCCGGCUCUCAUCCCUCGCGGCGCAGCUCGUUAACUCGUUGCCGCACGCGGCCGGGCUGAACCCGCGCGGCUACCGGCUCGCCAACGCCGACUGUCCGCCGGCGGGCGUCGAGGCGGGGAUUGGACGGAGUAUUGUGGAUGGUGCGGUGUUGGAGCGGUUUAUGGAGCUUGGGAUGGCGAGGAAGGUGGAGUUGGCGGGGAGGGCUGGAUAUGCUGGGGUUGGAGAAGUGAGGGCGGAACUGGAAAGUGUAUUGGGGCGGGCGGGCAUGACGUAUUUUUAG